AGGAUAUUGAGAACCUAUAAUGAAGUUAUCAUUAAUCUAUUUUUGUAGCCCUUUUACGCUCCAUGAUAAUUAUCAAAUAUCGACUAAUCCGGGUGCUGUCAUGAAUUUGUGUUUUUUGGUUAUUAGUGAUCCAGUAGUACACUCCAACACGAAUGAGAGAUCUUCUGUGAAAGCCCUACUAGAGAAGUUGAUACUGGAAGAAGAUCAAUUCGAUGUACGAGACAUUCUGCCAAACACUGUACCAGAUCCGUCGUCGUUGGUACUUCAAUCCGAUUACGCUUGUCCUUCUGGUCAAGUUGUUAUGGCACCAGAUUGCGUUCCUUGUUCCAUCGGAUCCUACUACAACAAAGAUACAAAGACCUGUAUUUCUUGCGCUCAAGGAUUCUAUCAGAGCGAAUCUGGACAGCUACAGUGUAUACAAUGUCCUGUUAUUGCUGGCAGACCAGGAGUAACAGUUGGACUUGGAGCUCGAAGUGCUGCUGAUUGCAAAGAGCGUUGCCCAGCUGGAAAAUACUAUGAUCAUGAUGCUGGUUUAUGUCGCAGCUGCGGACACGGAUUCUAUCAACCCAACGAAGGAUCUUUCUCUUGCGAAAUUUGUGGUUUGGGAAAAACUACAAGAACGAACGAAGCUGUUUCAGUUAAAGAAUGUCGUGAUGAAUGUGGCAGUGGAAUGCAGCUUGCAUUGGACG
Messenger RNA from Leptinotarsa decemlineata (Colorado potato beetle), 689 nucleotides. It is a transcript of the gene uif, whose product is annotated as sushi, von Willebrand factor type A, EGF and pentraxin domain-containing protein uif. NCBI's taxonomy places the organism in Eukaryota, Metazoa, Arthropoda, Insecta, Coleoptera, Chrysomelidae. Gene Ontology annotation, biological process: Notch signaling pathway. The record is from RefSeq and is a predicted model, not a curated record. Gene Ontology annotation, molecular function: calcium ion binding; Notch binding.